CAGUGUGUGCGCAGUAGGUCGGUGCGCAGUCAUGGCAAAUAAGGAUGAGUAAGUGGUGGGUGGGGAAUGAGUGAGGAUGCCAUAUAUUUGCAAGGUGCUCGGCACUUUUUCAAUGUGCCUGGAGAGACAACUUUGUGUGUGUCGUUCACGGGUCAAAGCGCAUUUAUGUUAUGCAAAACACGCGUCGCGUCCGUGAGUGAGCGAGCAAUGAGUGAAUGAUACAUUCCCACAUAAUCGAUAUCUAGAGGAAAAAAGUGCGGCAGCAAUAGGCAACGGGGCAGGCAGGCAGGCAACUUGAAGUCACUCACCGACCCACCCACCCAUCAUCCCACCCCCCAUUGGUCCAUCCAUCCAUCCAUCCCAGCAUCAGUCGACAAAUACAUACCCUCGGCUCAUUCUUCAUCCUUGCCCCCACCACGCAGUCUCUCUCCCCGCCACUGUCAGAUGCACACACAGAUGCCCCACACACCACACACCGUUCCAUCCCGCUCCCCCUGUGGUCUGGUCUCUCUCUGUCUUCAUGUCACAGAUCACAUCCGAAUGCCGAACUCUAUGUCGCCUAGCCUGGCGACCUCUCGUGCGAGGGUCUCCGGCACAUGGAUGGCGUUCAGGUGAGUCGUGAACUCACUCUCGUCCGUGAGCACCUCCCUCAGUCGCCCCAGCAGCCGUCGCGUCUCGUCCAGCCCCUCACACCGCACCAGCGUCGGCUGCAGCAUCUUGCAUAUCGCCACGGCCGUCACGAACAGGGUCACCUCUCCGUCCAGAAAGAACGUGUCCCACACGAUACUCGCCAGGUCCAAUGGCAGCACUUUGGCGUAGAGGGUCAAGAACCACUCGAGCAGAAACAUCUCCACAGACAGGUCGAUGGCCUCCCAGUGGCGGUGCAGAUCGGGAAGGUUGGCGUACAGCAGCGAAGCGAAGAUGCGGUAACGGCGCGACAGGUGGGCGGGGUCCAUCUGGUAGAGGCCCAGCAACGACGGCCGGUUGAGCAGGUUGCACAGGCAGAUGAAGGCCGGCAGCGGCUGCAUGAAGAUCAGCAGCAUCGCUGCCAAAUAAGACAUCCCCUGCACGUACCCAAUGUCCGGCCUGAUGGACACAUCAUCACAACACAACACAACACAAAACAGAGAGAGAGUCUCCCCAACCACUCACACCCCAGUCCAUGCACACGUCAGGCACCGCACUCACCUGUAGAAUGUCCAGGCCUCCAGGAUGUCCCUGCAGUGGUCGUGCAGCGGCCCCGUCUGGUGGAAAAAGGCCAGCGUGGGAAAGGUCCGCGGCAGGUCGAAUGGGAUGCAGUGAAUCGACGCCUCCUUCCCCCCGCCGCCCCCGCGGCUCAUCACCACCAGCCCCUCCCCCUCCCCCUCACCAUCCCGCGCACGCACACGCGCCCGCCUGGCCUUCUGCAAAUGGAUGUCGAACAACUCUGGGGUGAUUCGCAGAGCGUUGCCGAGUGCCAGUGGCCACACGAUCUCGCGGAUCUUGGGAGGGAGGCCCUGCCGCCAGAAACGGUCCAUCCGAGGGGAUGGCCGGGUGCCUGGCGUCCAGGUGGGCAGGAGCUCUUGGAGCCAGACGGUCGUGUGCCGCGUCAGCCGCAGCUCCUUCUUGUCCUCGGCCUGCUGCUUCAUCGCACUGCAGACAGAUAGACAGACAGACAGAAAGACAGAGCGGAAUGUUCUGUGUCUUUCUUCGGGCGGGUGCAAAUGCCGGCUGGUUGUGUGCACCGUGAGUGCGUGCACUGACCGUUCUCUGGCCUCUAGUUGCAGCUGUGCCUUGUACCUUCGUUCGACCUCCUGCACCUCCUUCAUGUGCUUGACCGCCUCACGCGACGGCUUAGGCGGCAAAUUCGGAGGCCUGCACAGAGAAAACACAACACAACACAGACAGAUCACGCACACGCACAAGUCGCCUGCCCCCAGACACCAAGAUGGCUUUGUCUCUUGGCCUCUCCUCUCCCUCGCCCCUCACCUGAAGGUCUCAUAUCCGUCGAGCCCCUUCAUAGCGCUCUCCUCCAGCCCCCCACCGAUGCCCUGCUGCUGCUGCUGCUGCUGCUGGCCGGCGGCGGGCGUUGGGAACACGCCGCCUCCCCUCGGCUGCUCGCCAACCGCCAGUAGGAAGGGCGGCGACGGCACGCGCUGCGUGUCGUCAGAUCCGGGGUGGUUGGGGCUCGGCGGACAUGCAGAUGGGGGCAGCGAGGGCGACAUAGAGUCGGCCACCAGCACGGUUGGCAGGGAGUCCGACCUGGUGCAUGAGGGGGAGGGGUCCUGCUGGUGAUGGGCGUGGGGGUGGUACGGGGGCUGUUGCUGCCUCUUCGCCGCGGCCUCGGCUGCUCUCGUGAGGAGAGACUUGCGCGGGGGGUACUGGUGGAGGCCCAAAGGGAUCGGCCGCAGCUCGUGGCCGUCAGACUCCCUCUCGUUGUCGGACGAACAGCACAUGGCGUGGGGGCCCACCUGGGAGUCAGAGUACAUCCGUCUCGCCGUCACUUCACGCUUGCUGCCCGAGUGAGAGUGGUGGUGGUGGUGCUGGUUCCUCCUUGUGUGUCCUCUGUGCUGCAGCCCGUUGUGUCUCUCUAUGGCGUCGCCAUCGUCAGAAGUGUCCUCCUCGCCGAUAGAGAAGAACCCAUCAGAGUCCUCCCCUCCCUCAUCUCCCUCGCUCCCACUCGACGACUGCGGUGUCGUGUAGGCCUUCUCAUCAGCCGCCGGCCUCUGCGGCCGGGGGGACGCCCCAGGGCUGCUGGCCGCCGUCAGGAGAUCCUCAUCGCUGCUUUGAGUGGAUACCGUCACCAUCACAUAGUGCGGCCCGCAGGCCAGGUCGGCGAUAGUGGAGCCUUCGAAGGACGACAGACGGAAGGGCGGUGCGAUGGCGGUCAUGGGCUCCCUUCGAGGGUCGGUGAAGAGGUCAUACCCCCACACGUACACCGACCCGUCGGCGUAGGCCACCGCCGUGUGGUAGGGGCCGCACGCCGUGUGGCGGAGGCCACCAUGCUCCCGGUUCACAUCAGCAGAAGAGUCGAUGGCCACCUGCACAGGCGAUAUCGCGCUGUCAUGGUCGCUGGGAGGGAGGCCGAGCUGGCCGAGCUGGUUGGACCCGGCAGCGAAGAUGCGGCCGUCGGUGAGCAGGAGGACAGUGUGGUCGUACCCACACCGCACCGCCGCUAUGCCCACGUUGGCCGCGCCCCUUCCCCCGCCACCACCACCACCACCUGACGGCCAUGGCGGCACUGGCCACACACCGCCUGACGGUGUCUUGCUGGCCGUCACGGGAUGGAAAGGGUCAGCACGCGGGGUUGACGGCUCUGACGACGGUCCCUGGCUCGACCCCGCCAUGGUGGAGGCCUCCGUCUCGUUGACCGUUGCCGCAGACGACUCGCGUCUGUGCCGCUUGAAGCCCAGACGUGGUGGCGGGGGCGGGGGGCGGUGCAGCACCGCGUGGCUGGUCGGCGAGGCGCCGCCGAAAGGACUGCCAGAGUCGUGGUGGUGGGGUGACGACUGCCCCACUACGGUGGCCCUCCACCUCGCAGAGAGGGUCUUGCGCGAGGGUUGUGGAUGGUGAUGGUGGGGGGGCUGGGUCGACGAUACACCCGGUGGCUGUGCGGUGCCGGCACUGUUUGUUGGGCCUGUGAGACGAUAGCGGUGGAACGACACCAGCUGCGGCCAGGAUUGGGUGGUCUCGGAGGUCUCGUUGAAGAGCCGGCCGUCGAGACCACAGCCCCACGAGUAAAGGUCAUCGCGAACCGUCGCUGCAAUCCAAUCCACCACAACCAUGCCAUGCGUGAUAUGUGAGCACCCUGUCUGUCUGUCUGUCUGUCUGUCUGUCGGUGUCUGUCCUCUUUGCUCUUCCUCACCGAUACAGUGGUGGAAUCCACAGACGACGCUGCGCACCCUCCGGCCGACGAGCGAGUUGAGGACCGUGGGCUUCGACACGCGCUUCUGAAGCACCUCGGGGCCCAGCCCCAGACCACCUGAACCAACGACACAGACAGACAAGACAGCACAUCCACUCGAUCUAUACCUUCCUGCCUGCCUGCCCCGCAUUUCUCGGUAACUGACUGACUGACCGUAUCGUGACUCGCCCCACGAGAAAACUGCCCCAGUUUCCGACACGGCGAGGGCGAAUGUGCCGCCACACGCCACCUGCACUAUACUGUGCCGCUGCAGCGACAGCACCGGCUCCCAUCCAAAGGCCACGCCGGUCUCCUUCUGGCUGUGGCUGUGGCUGGUGUGGGGUGCCACAGACGGGCUGACGCACGGCGAGGGUGGCUCGGGUGCAGCACCACCACCACUGGCAGGUGACAUGUACCUCCACUGGUAGACGUCGCCGGAGCUGAGGACGGCGACGCUCUGGUUGAGGUGGUUGGCCACCUGCCUCACGUGCUUGCCGUACAUGGCGCGCAGACGGGCCAUGCACCGAUCCAAGCUCAAGUGGAACCGGACCGGUGGAUCGCCGGUGGCCCAAUCCCUCAGCUCCCUCGUGCCAGUGGUGGUGAUGGGGGUGGAGGUGGAGCCAACCUCUGAGGAAGCCUCACCAUCUGCAAUGCCGUUCGCUGUCUGCUGCUGCUGCGGCAGGUCCAGCCACUGGUCGGCUUGUUGGAUGCACCAAGAGUAGAUGUCGAGUGUCACAGCGCUUUGGCCGAAGUUGACGCCGCCGCAGGAUAUCCACCGGCAGGGCGGGGAGUCGAUGAGCAGAGUGGGCGAGGGGAGGCACAGGGCGCCCAGAUGGCCGAAACCAUAAGUCAGGUGGGACGCCGGAGGGCCUCUCGUGUCCUGCUGGUGGUGGGGAGGGGCCGAACGGUGCUCCAUCGCAUCACGAGCUGCUACCUCAGCACAUCUUGACAAGCGAACAUCUCAAUCGCCUCGUCCUUGACCUUUUGCUGCACUCACUGCCCA
Molecule: messenger RNA, 4886 nt
Organism: Vitrella brassicaformis
Lineage: Eukaryota; Vitrellaceae
Source: the annotation of a GenBank genome assembly